This is a messenger RNA of Closterium sp. Yama58-4, 1889 nucleotides long. The record is from the annotation of a GenBank genome assembly. NCBI's taxonomy places the organism in Eukaryota, Viridiplantae, Streptophyta, Zygnematophyceae, Desmidiales, Closteriaceae.
UUAACAUCGCGAAUACAGGCGUUGGCCCUCCCAUGGAAAUAUGCCAUGUUCAACUGGGGCCGUCUGCACCUGGACAGCAGGUUCUGGGUAUUUUUCAGCAACAUCACAUCCCACGUGCUCCGGCAAUGGUCCCAGCACAUCAGCCGGUGCUGGGAACGGGAGGACCUCGGCCAGUAGCUGCAGCAGCCCCACUGAACAUGGGGUUGGCACACUCCAAUCGUUCAGGGACUGCUGCUGGUCCACCGCGAAUCACCCUGUCAGGAGGGCGAGUCGGCAGUGCCUACGCGUCUCAAGACUUAGGCAAUGCCCACCCGGCCACUUCAGCCCCUGCACCUGCACGUCCUGGAAUGAGCAACGGCGGGGGAGGUAGGGCAACGAUGUCAGGCUUACCACGAGCUCACAUGCUCAGUGCAGGUGCUGCAAGCCGAGGCGGUGUCGCGUCAUACAGACUGGGAUUAGGCGGAGCAGGGCAACCUGCACCAUCUACUUCGGCAGGACAUGGAAGCCGUAUGAUCCCAGGUCUGGCCCCCGUAGUCUCACCCAACUCCCCGGUCUUAGUCGGGCGUGGACGGGGCAGCCCAAGGGUUAACAGUGCAGGGGACAGCACUGGGCAGCCCAAUCAUACGCAGAGAGGAUGGGGUCCCACCGCAUCAGCUGGUGGUGGUCGUGCAGGGGCACACCCUGGAGGGUCCAACAUGGGUGGCAGAUCCCAACCCAAUGCCAGCGGGGGUGGUAUGAAUGGUGUGGCCCGGGUUGCAGCACCUCUGCCAUCAAAUGGCAGUCAGGGUCGCGCACCAUCGGCGGGCCGAUCAUCUGGUUCUCGCGGACCCAAUGCAGCAGCAUCAACUGGUUUACAGAGGCCGGUUGCUGUGCCCAGGCCUGGAAUUGGUGCCGUGCAGCCCAGGCCGCGUGCUGUCGCGUCUGUAGCUGAAAAAGUUGCACAGAAUACAUAUGCAACAAUGGCUGAUCUGCAAGCACUGCGGGAUGAGCUGCUUGCAGGGCGGCUUUGCAGGCAGUGUGGUGGAUGUGACCAGCAUGGUCCUAACAGGGUGGAUGGCGAAACUCAGAAUGGUGGUUCAAAGGAGGUGGUGGAGCCGGUGCGUGUAAAGACACCGGAGGAAAUUGCCCGCGACUUCAUCAAUGCGGAAAGCGAGGGCUGGCAGAAAUUUUGCAGCAAGCUGGCGACGUGCUUCUUUUGGACAAACCGCGCAAACGACAUCCAACUUUACCCCAACGACACCGAAACCCUGCUUGGAUUUAAAAAAAUGAUGUCACCUGCAGCUGCUCCACACCUUGAGCUUUUGUGGACUUACCGAUGCAAGCAAACCCUGAGAACGGUCGCCGUCACUUACACGAACACUCGGUGCCUCAUCGCCAAAAGGCUUCGCAAGAAGGUGCUACCAGCACUGGGCGUCAAGAGGAGAAACGACCAGGAGAGUGUCGAGGACCCCAAGGAGUUCUUUGACGACGCUGAGCUGUUGAACAGCUACGGGGACGAAGAAUGGGGACCGGACUGGCACGUAGACGACGAAACGAAGUGGCCUUUUUCGAGUGAAACUUUCAGUGCGGGAAUUUUCGCUGCAUUCGUGAGAUCAGGCAUGUCACUGGGGGUAUGGAAGACCCGCCAGAUUGCCUUUGCAUUGUUUGCUCUGGAAUACCCGAUCUUGACAAAGACCGCCGAUGGGAAUUUGAGCAGCAAACCCGACUACAACAGGCCGUUGUAUGAGGACAAAGUCAAGUGGUGCCGGAAAUGGGUGGAGCAUGCGGUCACCAACCUUGGCGUGAGCUAUGAUGACAGCAGGGACGUGUUUGUGUUCGGCAAUGGCAUCCUUAUCGAUGCUAGUGACUACGCAGCUGGAUUCAAGAAGACGACUAUUGUUCUGCAGUAG